UUCAUAUUAGCAUCAAAGAAGAAGAAACUACCGCAUGGCUAACGCUGAUCUUCCUCCCCUGUGUGCAAAGGGUUGCGGCUUCUACAGUUCGUCGCAGACCAAGAAUUUGUGUUCCAAGUGUUACAACGAUUUCCUCAAAGAACAGAUUUCCAAGUCUACAGCCGAAGUCAAAGUUGAUCCUUCUUCCGCUGCACCAAACCCUUCUGUUUCCGUUGAUUCUUCAUCGGUUCCUACUCCAUCAAAAUUGAAGAACCGGUGUGAAAGCUGCAACAAGAAGGUUGGUUUGAUGGGAUUUUCUUGUCGGUGCGGGAAAGUUUUAUGCGGUGUUCAUCGUUAUCCCAAGGAACAUUCGUGUAAUUUUGAUUUCAAGACAGCUGAUCGUUUGAUUUUAGCGAAAGAAAAUAUUCUUGUUAAGGCUGACAAACUAGAAUCAAGGAUUUGA
Theobroma umbraticum is the source of this 442-nucleotide messenger RNA. Its product is annotated as A20/AN1-like zinc finger family protein. Gene Ontology annotation, molecular function: DNA binding; zinc ion binding. NCBI's taxonomy places the organism in Eukaryota, Viridiplantae, Streptophyta, Magnoliopsida, Malvales, Malvaceae. The record is from RefSeq and is a predicted model, not a curated record.